Molecule: messenger RNA, 1221 nt
Organism: Drechmeria coniospora
Lineage: Eukaryota; Fungi; Ascomycota; Sordariomycetes; Hypocreales; Ophiocordycipitaceae
Exons: 2
Coding region: 1-1221 (406 amino acids)
Biological process (GO): ribosomal small subunit biogenesis; ribosomal small subunit export from nucleus
Cellular component (GO): preribosome, small subunit precursor; nucleus; cytosol
Source: RefSeq, a predicted model, not a curated record
AUGCCCAGAGGAAAGUGGAUCGACAAGAAGUCGGCUCAGCACUUCACGCUGGUCCACCGGCCGCAGAAUGACCCCCUCAUCCACGACGAGAGCGCGCCGUCGAUGGUGUUGAAUCCGAUGCAGAAAAAGUCUGGAUCUGGAGCGAAACACCUCGAUGAUCUUGCAUCCGAGCUCGGCUCAGAUGCCGCCAACAUCCGAGAGAACGAAGGCGAGGCGGCGUCCUAUGGCGUGUAUUACGACGACUCCGAGUACGAUUACAUGCAGCAUUUACGCGACCUCAACUCCGGCGGCGGAGACGUCGUCUUCAUCGAGGCAGAAACUUCGGGAAAGGGCAAGGGCAAGCAGAAGCAAACGCUGGAGGAUGCGCUGAAACAGAUGGACUUGGAGCAAAAGGCAGGCGACGUGUUGGACGAAGUCAUGCUUCCUUCCAAGAACCUGACGAGGGUGACGUACGAGGCCCAGCAAGAUAUUCCAGAUGCCAUCCGCGGUUUUCAGCCCGAUAUGGACCCGCGGCUGCGAGAAGUGCUCGAGGCGUUGGAUGAUGACGCCUACGUCGACGACAAUGAUGAUGAGAUCUUCCAAAAGCUAGCGCAGGAUGGACGAGAGUUGGACGACUUUGAGUUCGACGACGCACAGUAUGACGACGAUGAUGGCUGGGAGUCCGACGACACAGCCAAGCCAACGAAGGAGUACAACGACCAGGCACCAGAGCUCGUCAGCGUGGAAAGGGAGCAGCCGGAUGAAGGUCCGUCGCAGGACUGGCUCGAAGACUUCAAGCGGUUUAAGCAGGCACAAAAGUCUGGCAAGUCCCCCGUUGUGCCGUCUCAUUCUGGCUUGCAGUCGAAUUGGACGACGACGACAAAUGGCGGCCGGCGAAAGAAGCGCAAGGGCGCGCUGACCGAUGCGUCAAGCUACUCAAUGACAUCGUCGUCGCUGGUGCGAACGGAGCAGAUGACCUUGUUGGACGCUCGGUUUGACAAGAUCGAGGAGCGAUACAACGAGGACGAAGAAGAUGACAUGGCUUCUGUAUCUGCCGUGUCGGCCGUCUCGAGCGUCACAGGGAACGUCCGCAGUGACUUUGAUGGCAUCCUGGACGACUUCCUGGGCAACUACACGAAGCCUGGAAAACGCACGUCCAAGAAAACCAAGGCUCAGACGGGGCUGGAGCAGUUAGAAGAGAUCAGAAGGGAGCUGGGCCCGCCGCGCCUCCGUGGCAGGUAG